AUGGCGACUGGAUCUGCUCCGCUGCAGGAAUGGCUCGUUAUCAUCCCGGAUCAUGUUGGUGCGCUGAACAAGCGGCUUGCGGCGCGGCCGAAGCAUUUGGAGGGGUUGAAGAAGGAUAGGGAGGAUUUGUGGUUGUGGGGUGGCGCUAUGCUCGAGGAGCCUAUCGAACCUGGGUCCACUGAUCCGCCCAAGAUGAAGGGUAGUGCCAUGUUGAUUGGUGCAAAGACAAAGGAGGAAGUCAUCGAGAGGGUUAAGAAGGAUGUUUAUGUCGACGAGGGGGUGUGGGAUCUCGAGAAGAUACAGAUUAUUCCGUUUAAGAGCGCGCUGAGGAAGGCUUUGUAG
Molecule: messenger RNA, 342 nt
Organism: Plenodomus lingam JN3
Lineage: Eukaryota; Fungi; Ascomycota; Dothideomycetes; Pleosporales; Leptosphaeriaceae
Source: RefSeq, a predicted model, not a curated record